Molecule: messenger RNA, 1322 nt
Organism: Abrus precatorius (Indian licorice)
Lineage: Eukaryota; Viridiplantae; Streptophyta; Magnoliopsida; Fabales; Fabaceae
Product: transcription factor MYB8-like
Exons: 3
Coding region: 88-1038 (316 amino acids)
Source: RefSeq, a predicted model, not a curated record
UGAUCAAGGCUAUUAAGGCCAGCCACUGGGGGAACAAACUAAAAGACAGGAAUAGAAGAAGACACAACAUAAUUUGAAAUUAGAAAUAUGGGUCACCAUUCAUGCUGCAACCAACAGAAGGUUAAGAGAGGGCUUUGGUCCCCCGAGGAAGAUGAGAAACUCAUCAGAUACAUCACCACUCACGGCUAUGGUUGCUGGAGUGAAGUUCCAGAGAAAGCUGGGCUUCAAAGGUGUGGAAAGAGUUGUCGCUUGAGAUGGAUUAAUUAUUUGAGGCCGGAUAUUAGAAGAGGCAGGUUUACACCUGAAGAGGAGAAGUUAAUUAUAAGUCUUCAUGGGGUCGUUGGCAACAGAUGGGCUCACAUUGCAAGCCACUUGCCUGGUAGAACUGACAACGAAAUAAAGAACUAUUGGAAUUCAUGGAUCAAAAAGAAAAUUCGAAAGCCUUCGGUGCCAUCAUCAAUCACCACAGCACAAAGUGUUGAUCACCCCCAGUUCAAUUAUAAUUCCAAUCAACUAGAUCACUUUGCUACCCAAGAAAAUGUAACAGCAAAGCCACCGGUACAAGAAACCUUAUUUUCCUCCACGUGCCCCCUAUUUAUGUUUGACACUAGUUCACUAGAUGGGACAGCAACAGACACCAAUGUACGACCAGAACUGUUCCAAGAUUCUAUGGGUUUGAGCUCUGAAACGUGGAACUUGAGCCAUCAUCAAGUUCAAGCCCUUCAUCCUCAACCAGCAGCAACUUUUACAACAGCUGCAGUUAUGGAUACUACGAAUUAUCUGCCACCAUUGGUAGAUAACGUGGAAAACAUGGUGCCAAAUAUUGAAGUGCAAUCUUGUAGUUUGGACGAGGAAGGAGAAAUAGCAUUGGAGUGUCUGCAGAGACAAGAGUUGAAUGAGUGGGUGGAGAAUCAACAACAGUGUCCAAGCUUUCUUUUCUGGGACAGUGUUGAAGGACAUCUUGGAGGGGAAGAACUAGGACCAAACUCGUCAAAUAUGGGAACCAAUACACUUUCUCCUUUUCCUUCCUCUUUAUGACUACCAACACUGUCCCCACUCUUCUUCUCAUGCUCCCUCUAACUAGGAAGAGUUUUCAGGAAUGGUCCAGGCCAGGCUGAAACUUGCAGAGAUUGGGUCUUCUUCUUCUUCUUCUUUUCAUUAUUUUUUUCCCACUCUUUUGAUUGCUGAUUGGAAAGAUUGCGAAAAAUGAGUGAAGAUAAUAUAUGUUAUAUAUAACCAAGCGUGAAGUGUUUAUUGAGUGUUUUGACAUGGAAGAGGAAAAAAAAAAAGAAAAAAGAAAGAAAGAAUAAUAAUCAUAAUAA